CAGCUGCGGGCGGAGACAUGGCCAACAUCGCGGUGCAGCGAAUCAAGCCGGAGUUCAAGGAGGUGCUGGAGAGCGAGGAGACAAGCAAAAAUCAAAUUAAAGUAGGUCUUGUAGGUGAGAAUUUUACAGAACUAAUAGGAGAAAUAGCAGGACCUCCAGACACACCAUAUGAAGGAGGAAGAUAUCAACUAGAGAUUAAAAUACCAGAAACAUAUCCAUUUAAUCCCCCUAAGGUCCGGUUUAUCACUAAAAUAUGGCAUCCUAAUAUUAGUUCCGUCACAGGGGAUUUGGAUAUCCUGAAAGAUCAAUGGGCAGCAGCAAUGCCUCUCCGCAUGGUAUUAUUGUCAUUGCAAGCACUACUGGCAGCUGCAGAACCAGAUGAUCCACAAGAUGCAGUAGUAGCAAAUCAGUGCAAACAAAAUCCCGAAAUGUUCAAACAGACAGCUCGACUUUGGGCACAUGUGUAUGCUGGAGCACCAGUUUCUAGUCCAGAAUACACAGAAAACCUGUGUGCUAUGGGCUUUGAUAGGAAUGCAGUAAUAGUGGACUUGUCUUCAAAAUCUUGGGAUGUAGAGACUGUAACAGAAUUGCUUCUGAGUAACUGAGACAUAGAGCUGCUGAUAUAGUCAAGCUUGCCCCUUCCUGAGGAGCAUCAACAUC
Messenger RNA from Physeter macrocephalus (sperm whale), 660 nucleotides. RefSeq names its product ubiquitin-conjugating enzyme E2 K-like. The record is from RefSeq and is a predicted model, not a curated record. Gene Ontology annotation, molecular function: ubiquitin conjugating enzyme activity; protein binding. Gene Ontology annotation, biological process: protein polyubiquitination; proteasome-mediated ubiquitin-dependent protein catabolic process. Gene Ontology annotation, cellular component: nucleus. Lineage: Eukaryota; Metazoa; Chordata; Mammalia; Artiodactyla; Physeteridae.